Molecule: messenger RNA, 750 nt
Organism: Ogataea angusta
Lineage: Eukaryota; Fungi; Ascomycota; Pichiomycetes; Pichiales; Pichiaceae
Exons: 2
Coding region: 1-750 (249 amino acids)
Biological process (GO): cytoplasmic translation
Cellular component (GO): ribosome
Molecular function (GO): RNA binding; structural constituent of ribosome
Source: RefSeq, a predicted model, not a curated record
AUGCGCCCAACUGAGACAUGCGAGAAUGCUUGGGGCGGUUCAAAUCUCUACCGUUUUUUUUUUCGUGGCGACAUGUAUCUAGACGUUUUCAGAAGACAAGAGGCAACAACGACGGGCAACUUCUACUCGAACUUCCAGAAGGUGACGGACGUCGAGUACUCGUCUGCCACGGGCACAAUUGCCGCAGCCAUCACGUCGUUCGCGUCCAGCGUCGACGCAGACUCCCUCAUCACAGACGCCUCAGGCUCGGCAGCCAGGUCUGUGCUGGGCGUGUCGAGCGCGCCCAACAAGACGGACGCGGCCUCGUCGUCGGCGGCCGUGUCCCACUUUGCAUCGCAAUCGUCGUCUGCUGGCUCUCCAGACACGGUUUCGCCCAAAUGGGGCUACAUAAUUGCCCUGACCAAGAAAAACCAAAAAGUCGCCAAGAAGUUCACCGUCGACUGCUCCGGCCCAACCGAGAACGGCGUCUUUGACCCAGCCUCGUACGUCAAGUACCUUGUCGAGCACAUCAAGGUCGAUGGCCACCUUGGAAACCUUGGCAACGACAUCACCGUGUCGCAGGAGGGUGCCGCCAAGGUGGUGGUUGUGUCCACCACCAAGUUCUCCGGAAAGUACCUCAAGUACCUGUCCAAGAGAUACCUCAAGAAGAACCAGAUCAGAGACUGGAUCAGAUUCGUGUCGGUCAAGAAGAACGAGUACCAGCUGCAAUUCUACAGCGUUGCUGUUGACGACGAGGAGGACGAGGAGUAG